Messenger RNA from Zootermopsis nevadensis, 5210 nucleotides. RefSeq names its product leukocyte elastase inhibitor. Lineage: Eukaryota; Metazoa; Arthropoda; Insecta; Blattodea; Termopsidae. Gene Ontology annotation, molecular function: serine-type endopeptidase inhibitor activity. The record is from RefSeq and is a predicted model, not a curated record.
UUCGUCAGCUGAAACCCAUCGCUUACUUCGACGUCAUACGGAACGUGUAAAGGCUCAGGGCAUUUGCGCGACUUUUAACUGCGCUCUGAAGUCCCGUGCAAAGCCUCGUGUGCAUGGGGGAUUGCACACUUUUUGCUUGGAAGACGUGAUGCUGUGUGACGGAAGCCACGGCAGGAGCGGCAGUUGAGCUCCAAGCGUCGUGAUGGCCAGAACGUGUUUGCUGCUACUUCUGCUGUUGCUGACUGCCGCCAUCGCUGACUUUGCAGUUACUAAACAGAAGAAAUAUGGACAGUCUGAUCCAACAACAGUUCAUGCAGUAGCCAGUGCCAACAACAAGUUUUCCCUCAGUUUGUACAAGACACUUAGCAGCCAGGUUCCUGAAGGGAGCCUUGUAAUGUCACCAGUCAGCAUGCACUUGGCUCUGGCAAUAGCUUAUCAUGGUGCUAGGGGACGCACAGCUGAGCAGAUGGCAGCAGCUCUGCAUUUACCUCAAGACCAAGAUACUGUCAAGACAGGUUUUCGACAGUUACUGGGUUCUCUAAAGAGUUCCAGAAGUGUGAAUCUGGAGAUAGCCAACAGAAUGUACUUGCAAACCAAUUUUAAUGUUCUGAAAGACUUUCGUAGAGUGAUCAGGAAGUCAUUUGGAUCAGAUACAAAAGAAGUGGAUUUUGAAAAAAACUCUGAGAAGGCAAGACGGAUCAUCAAUAACUGGGUAGAGAAGAGAACAAGUCACAAGAUAAUACAGAUGAUUGGACCAGGUGUGCUAAAUGUAUUCACUCGCCUGGUACUUGUAAAUACUGUGUACUUGAAGGCCCAGUGGCUACAGCCAUUCAACAGUGAGGACACUAAGCUGGAGAAGUUCCAUAUCAGCAGAAAUGAAGAGGUUGAAAUCCCAAUGAUGCACAUGAAGACAUUCUUUGGCUUUAAACAUUCAGAAAAUUUAAGUGCAAAAAUAGUGGAACUUCCAUAUGAGGGAGAGACGAUGAGCAUGUUUAUACUGCUGCCCGAUGACCUGGAGGGCAUCUCCAAUCUAGAGGCUGGCCUUCAUGCAGCUGAACUAGCAAGCACUUUCAGGGACAUGCAGUCAGAAGAGCUCAAUGUCACACUACCCAAGUUCAAGACAGAAACCUCAUUGAAUUUGAAGAACAAUCUGAUGGAGCUUGGAAUGAAGGACAUGUUCGAUCGGCGGUAUGCAAAUUUCUCAGGCAUUACUGGCUCUGCAGAGCUUUAUGUGAGCAAUGUUCUCCAAAAAGCCUUUGUGGAGGUUACAGAACUGGGAACUGAGGCUGGUGCUUCUUCUGCUGUAAUUCUUGAAAGUCGUUCUUGGAGACCGCCUCCCCUGGAAUUUGUGGUAGAUCACCCAUUUUUGUUCAUAAUAUGGGAGAAGCGACUUAACACAACCUUGAUUAUGGGGAGAUUCUCAGGGUCACAAUAGAGAAUAAGAAAUCAAGUGAUGGAAAUUGUUUCAAAAGCCAAUGAAGACAGGCCUUGAACUAUUUCCGACUGCUCAGAAAAUACAAGUUUAUCGUGGAACUAACAUAGUGUCCACUGAAGUUUGAAUAUGGAAUCAGGAAUUGAAAAUAGUGCAAUAUAUAUCAGAUGUGAGGUUUUCACAACAGCAAGACUUCAGACUGUGGUCUUCUAGGUUAUGACACUAUGUGCCAUGACAAUUCACUUCUAAAGUUAUUCUUGGCCUGCUGACACCUAUUUGAGUGUAAGUUUCAGAAACACAGAACACAGUAUCAACACCAGUGAUUCCUAUCAAAGCAGCUAUUUCUUCCAUACCAUCCAACACCAAUACUCUAUAGAAAUUAACUUCAUAAUAAAGCUAAAUAUAUAAAGAAGGCCAGAGACCAAUCACUUUGCUCCUUCAUUCUUGCUGCCAUGCUUUACUAAUGGGCAAAGGAAGAAAAUGGAAAUUUUUUCUGAGAAGUGCUACUAUCAAUGUGAGUGACUGAGGGAACAACCAUAAUAUUUAGUCUGAAUACCAAAAGGAAACUGCUGUAAACUAUACACUCUGAAAAACAGUUUUAUGUAAGUUUACAAUAAGCAAAUAAUAUAACUAAUAUAUCUUCUUCAAAAAUUAAAAAUGGAGGUACUUAUUCCAGAACAAACUUUGGUACCAAUCUAUAACCGCACCCCACUUAUAUUGAAUCAGAGGUAGAGUGGUAAGAGCAAAGGUGUAUGUCAACAUUUACAUAAAUCAUUUGAAACAGUAAUCUGCAUAACAACCUCUAAAAUGAAUCCAACAAUAUAAAUCAUAUUAAACUUCUUUUAAUAACAACCUAUUGCAUAUUUUGUAAAUGAUAUAUGUAUAUUCACUUUCAGUCACUUUCUAUUUACAUAAUAAAAUAAUUUCUGAAACACAUUACCUAUGUCUAAAGGAAAAUUUGUGUUAGAAGUACAAAAUACAUAACUAAAUGUUAUUAGAUUUUAGUAAAUGUGUUGUUUUAAGUAUGAUAUAAAAAACAACCUACAAGUAAUCACGUGUUACACAUUCUUUAUCUGUAUGUAGUUACUUCCACAUAGCACAGGCACAAAAAAUACAUGUAAUCUGGAAAGCUGCAUUGCAUUUAAUUUAAAUAAUAACAUUUUUCAGCAUUGUUUUAUAAGCAGUGCAUGGCUGCUGGGUUCUACCAACAAACAAAGGUAACAUAUUUGAGCAUCUUCCAAGUCAAACCAAAAUAUAUUAAAGCUGUUUACAUAUAUGAUACAUAGUUACAAAUAAGAUAUUAUUUCACAAGAAUUUGUAUUAACUCUUCCCUUUAAUUUCACUGUUAAAAUACAUAUUAUCCAAAAAUAGUACAAUAUGAACAUAUAUACUUUGAUUUAUAGACAAGUCAAGAUGCUGAAUAUAUUUACAGCAGGAUGAAAAUGACACAGCAUUUGGAAUUUUAACAGUGACAUACAUUAAUCAUUGUAUGGGAGAAAUAAACAUUAAUAAAGUAGAAUUUUAGGUUGUCAUGGCAGUGAGUAUAAGGAUAGCUGCCUUCUGGGUUGUAGCACUGUGUAGGGCCCUGAUGAUGGAGGCAAGGACCUCUGGCACCCUAAUAAACUUACACCACGAUACAUGGUGCUACAGCCCAUAAGGCAGCCAUUUUCAUAAAAAAAGUAUACAGAAACGUAUCACAAAUUUUUCCAAUAUUUGCCACGAAACAUAUUCCAAUUAGAAAGAAGUCCACAGAUAUAUAUGUAAUAGAAUGUAUUAGAUUACAUCAUGACUCCAAAUGAUGAAGUGUACAGCAGAUGAAUAUUACGGGUUUUACAUCUUACACGUCUUUGGGAACCUAACCCUAUCUUAUUAAUUGGAAAAUAUGUUUAUCUUAUCAUAUUUAUUAUUUUAUAUAUUUUCCAUGUAAACUGCCAUAACAUGGCAUUGUAAAGAGAGCACAGACACUGAAAAAUUCUUCAUAGCAGUAAUAGCAUUAUGAAGAGAGAAAUUUCGAUUUGGUUUAAAUAUACAUAAAGAAAAACCUACAAAAUGUUAUGACAUCAUAUCAAUUCAGAUUUGUGGGAAGACUUCGGGUUUCAUUUAGCCAGUUCAUCAGUAACACUGAUAGCAUACACAAAUAUCCUGAAACAAUUUUUUUGAGAAUUACAUGAACCUGCCAAUGAACUGCAUUUCAGAGGUCCCUGCUGCCUCCAUCAUCAGGGUGAUGAUGGAGGCAGCAAGGACCUCUGAAACGUCUGUAAACUUCUACCAGGCUACAUGGCACAACCCAGAAGACAGCCAUCUUCAAAAUUUAAUCUGUUCUUAAUUUUUUCUUGAAUGAGAUUCUGGUUAGUUACUAUUGUUCCCAACUAUCUAAACUUUGCCACAUUUUCAAAGGUUUAUUAGCCAUGUUUACAUUAUGAUUUUGUCUUCAUUCUGGUCACACGUUACAAACACAUGCUUAGUCCCCCUGCAUUUAAUUCUAGAUCAACAUUCUUACUAUUGUAUAAUGGAGAUUCUGUGUUAUUCUAUUUAUUAUUUGUUUUUAAUAUAUAAUAUAUUUAAUAAUGGCCUCAGCAGGUAAGACUAUAGAGUGCUAAAUGAUAGAACUAUUAACAAAUAGCGAAUUGGAAAGACAGAAGGAAGUGGUCAUGGCCUAAUUUAAAGUACUACCGCAUGCAUUUUCCUGGAUGAACUGCGGAAAAUCACAAAACAUGUCAGGAAAAUCAGCCCCAGGACCUAUAUAACAUAAGACAUGAUCGGUUGCAACAUUUGGUCAUCUAUACAGUAUGUUUUUUCUCCAAUAAAUAAUCAUCAGCAUACACCAAAAGCUGUCCCUUACAAUUCAGUUUCCUCCUGCUUUUCUUAGUCUUCUUAAUAGCAUAUCAAUAAAGCAUCUUCUUCUUUAGACCAUUCUAAAUAUGAAAUGCAUCAUAAAAAUGUUUACCUAUUCAGACUUUACUGUUUACUGCAGGUUUUGUUCAAACACAUUUGGCCAAAUUAACUUCAUAGGUGUACCAAAUUCAAUGAUAAUGUUGUACAGUACUUCCCUCUCAACUGAAUCAUAGGCUUUCUUAAGCAUAAAACAUAUUAAAUGUAUUCAGUCUUACUAUUUUCCUUUGUCACAACAGCAUGGCACCUUUAUGUAAGUUAUAAUAUAAUUAUCCUGUGAACAAGUCUUUCAGCUUUGAACAACACUGUUUAACUGGACUGUUCCAGAAGUUCAGGAAACACUUCAUGCAAAACAAACUGAGUUAUUUUUCAUACUUACUUUAUGCACACCCUAGACCAACGAUUAUUAUCAAGUUUACAAUCUCUCUCAGCAGCAUUAUUUCUGACAGAGUCGUCUAGUGUCAAGGCUUAGAAUGUGUGGAACUUUGUCUCCAUGUCUCCCAUAUGACUGAAUAAUUAAAACAGCAAUGGAAGAAAAAAGGUACAGGGUUCACUAAAACAGGGCUGCCUCCUAAAAAUACACAAAUUCAUUAUAACAUUACUCAUUAAUAUUUCUUAAACUAAAUUAGCCUAGUAGGCAGUGACUCAUAAUUCUCCUUACCCCAGUCUAAUAUAUUUCCAAAUGUUGGUGACAGGUAUCGUAAAUUUGUAUGAGUUUGCUAAUACAAGAUUCUAAGAUUUCGUGUACAAAUAUUCAGGUACCAUGUUGACUUAGCUAUGAGAAAUGUGUUGGCUAUAAAUUUGCUGUGCAAGUUACUGCUAUACUUUGUAGAAUAUGACAUAUGUAUAAAGAGUGAAAAUAAAUACAAACAGGCUGGUGAAGAAA